AUGGCUAAUAACCAAGUGAAUGAUACUAAUGUUGAUGAUCUUUUAAAGUUCCUACUAUAUGUUGGGCAAGCCAAACGAACAUUUCGGACAGGGUGGAUUUUAUGUGGUGUUGAAAGAGUAGAAAGUGUUGCGGAUCAUAUGUACCGUAUGGCUAUUAUGUCUUUUUUGUUGCCAUCUGUAUCCGAUCAGUCAAAAGUUCUUUGUAUGAAAUUAGCACUGGUACAUGACUUAAGUGAAUCAAUUGUCGGCGACUUAACUGAACUUGAUGAUAUCUCAAAAAGUGAAAAACAUCGACGUGAAACUGAGGCAAUGGAUUAUUUAACACGUUUGUUACCCACUCAUGUUGGAACAGAAAUAUUUUCGUUAUUUAAUGAAUAUGUCGAGCAAAAGACAAAUGAAGCAAAGCUUGUGAAAGAUCUAGAUAUAUUUGAUAUGCUUGUACAAGCUUAUGAAUAUGAAAAAAUUCAAAAUGCAUACGGGUUUUUAGAAGAUUUUUUUCAAAAUUCAGCUAAUAAGAUAAAAACGGAUAUUGUUAAAAAAUGGCUGAAAAAAUUAAUUGAAUGUCGAUCAUCAAACAAUCAAUUACAAUUGCCAUUUGACUCAAAUCUUAAUACGAUGCUUAAGCAUGUUCUAUAUGAUGAUCAAAGAAUGCUUAUUUAUAAACUUCCAGUAUCGGACAUUCGUGAAAAGGUAAAUAAUUAUAUUUCAAGUAGAGCUCAAGAUGGUAAUCCAUCAUCAAGUGCCACAGCUGAACAUUCGAGCAAUCCUAUUAAAAAUGUCAACGAUCAAUAUGAUUAA
Adineta ricciae is the source of this 798-nucleotide messenger RNA. The record is from the annotation of a GenBank genome assembly. Lineage: Eukaryota; Metazoa; Rotifera; Eurotatoria; Adinetida; Adinetidae.